This is a messenger RNA of Centropristis striata (black sea bass), 3501 nucleotides long. It is a transcript of the gene slc7a14b, whose product is annotated as solute carrier family 7 member 14b. NCBI's taxonomy places the organism in Eukaryota, Metazoa, Chordata, Actinopteri, Perciformes, Serranidae. Gene Ontology annotation, biological process: amino acid transport; transmembrane transport. Gene Ontology annotation, molecular function: amino acid transmembrane transporter activity. The coding region runs from base 216 to 2489 and encodes 757 amino acids. Gene Ontology annotation, cellular component: plasma membrane. The transcript has 7 exons. The record is from RefSeq and is a predicted model, not a curated record.
UACUUUCGACAACCCUAUACCCAAGUAAUGUACAAGUACCUUAAAACUGUACUUAAGUACAGUACUUGAGAUACAUUCCACCACUGAUAUGUGGCUCUCGAUCCUAACAGAGAAGAAGAAAGUGGAGGCGCAGUGAAAGAAUGAUCGAGGGAGCACCAGAGAGAAGGUAGAAGAGGUCCCGAACACACAGCAGCAGGUGGUAACGGGGCGCGGUGAUGGCGGCGUGGCUGGGCCGCGUCUCUCUGGGCGACGCCUGGUUCAACAUGUACUCCCGCCUGGUGAGGACCAAGCCCGUGGGCUCCAUGGCUCACGGCUCCGACGACCUCACCGAGCUCGGGGAGGGCUCGCCGGUCGGCCUCGCCAAGGUCCUGACCACCGUGGACCUGGUGUCGCUGGGCGUGGGCAGCUGCGUGGGCACGGGGAUGUACGUGGUGGCCGGGCUGGUGGCCAAGUCCAUGGCCGGGCCCGGGGUCAUCCUGUCCUUUAUUAUCGCAGCCGUGGCCUCCAUACUGUCAGGUGUGUGCUACGCAGAGUUCGGGGUCCGGGUCCCGAAGACGACGGGAUCGGCCUACACCUACAGCUACGUCACUGUCGGGGAGUUUGUGGCGUUUUUCAUCGGCUGGAAUCUGAUCCUGGAGUACCUGAUCGGCACGGCAGCCGGAGCCUCGGCGCUCAGCAGCAUGUUCGACUCUCUGGCCAAUCACAGCAUCAGCCACUACAUGAUCACACACCUGGGCACGCUCCGAGGACUCGGUAAAGGAGAGGACACGUACCCGGACCUGCUGGCCCUGUUCAUCGCCCUGCUGGUCACAGUCGUCAUCGCUCUCGGCGUGCGUAACUCAGUUGGCUUCAACAACGUCCUCAACGUGGUCAACCUGGUGGUCUGGGUCUUCAUGAUCAUCGCCGGACUCUUCUUCAUCUCUGCCAGCAACUGGGGGAGCGGCCAGUUCCUGCCCUACGGCUGGUCCGGGGUGAUGCAAGGUGCAGCGACGUGCUUCUACGCCUUCAUCGGCUUCGACAUCAUCGCCACGACGGGAGAGGAGGCGAAGAACCCGAACACGUCCAUCCCGUACGCCAUCACCGCCUCGCUGGUCACCUGCCUCACUGCCUACGUGUCGGUGAGUGUGAUCCUGACCCUCAUGGUUCCCUACAACAUCAUCGACGGCUCCGCUCCUCUCAUGGAGAUGUUCGCGGUGCACGGCUUCCUGUUGGGGAAGUACACGGUGGCUGCGGGCGCCAUCGCCGGCCUGACCGUGUCCCUGCUGGGCUCUCUGUUCCCCAUGCCCCGAGUCAUCUACGCCAUGUCCCGGGACGGCCUGCUGUUCAGGUUCUUGUCUCGUGUGUCUGCGCUGACGCAUACUCCCACGGUGGCGUGCGUGGUGUCCGGGAGCAUGGCGGCGCUGCUCGCUCUGCUGGUGAGCCUCAGGGACCUGAUCGAGAUGAUGUCCAUCGGCACGCUGCUGGCCUACACUCUGGUCAGCGUGUGCGUGCUGCUGCUGCGCUACCAGCCGGACGACCAGACCGACACGCACCAGUUCGACUCCGGCGAGGACGCUGGCGGCCUGAAGCACCAGGACGACGCGGCGGCUCCCACCAAAGACGACCAGAUGCUGAUCGGAGACUCUGACGGAUCGGCGUCCUACCACGCCGGCGGGACUGAAGGCGAGGGGGACGACUCUGACUUCCACACGGGCCACGCCUCGCUGCUGAAGAGGCUCCUGGGAGGUCACUACUACACGCUGCGGCUGCGGCUGGGGAUGCCCGACGCCUCGGCCCGGCCCACGCCCUCCACCGGCCGCACAGUCACCAUGUGCACCCUCCUCUUCUUCGUCAAGUCCUUCAUGCUCUGGAUGUGCGUUAUAUUUGGCGUUGAGCAGCACACCGGAGUCAGGGCGGUGUUUUCAGGCCUCACCGCCACGAUGCUGGCCUGCGGCUUGGUGAGUCUGUUGAUCCGGAUCCUGCAGCAGCCGGAGAGCGGCAGGAAGCUGCCCUACAUGGCGCCCUGCGUGCCCUUCGUCCCCGCCGCGGCCAUACUGGUCAACAGCUACCUCAUGCUGAAACUGUCUCCGCUCACCUGGACCCGCUUCACCAUCUGGUGCUUCAUAGGCUUGUUGAUCUACGCUUGUUACGGCAUGUGGCACAGCACGCUGGAGCUCAACGCCCGGGAGCAGCAGGCGCACGCCAGCUCCUACCAGCGCUACGACGACCACUUCGACGACGACACCUUCUCCCCCGACGACGACUCUUACCCCCAGGAGCAGGAGGAGAGACCCUACCAGGGCUGGUCCGCCCCAGAGGAGAGGGGGCACCACUACCAGCAGCAGCAGCAGCAGCAGGACCAGUACGACCAGGACGGGGAGCAGCAACAGGGCCAGUAUGAGGAUAAUGGUGACCAGUAUGGAUACCAGUCUGGACCUGGAGGUCAGCCUGCGAGCAGAGGCAGAGGAAGGACCAAUCACGGCUUUGAUGCAGGUGAAGAGGAGGACUGAAAAGAGGAAGUUUCCUCUGAAAAGACCUGAAAAUUACAUCAGAAUGAACUAGGAGGGCACCGGGAGAUCAUGCCCUCACUCACGAUGUUAACGAAAAAUAAUUUGUGUAUUCUCGCGGAUCCACUCUGAAAUUUAAUGUGCUCUUUCUUGGCUCAUGCUCCAACUAUCCACCAAGUUUCAUGAAAAUCGUACUGGUAGUUUUUCCGUUCUCCUGCUGACAAACAAACACACUUUUAAAAAAUGCCGUCUACUUGAGGUACUGGAUCAAAUAACCUAUUACCCAUUGAGCCCCUCCCUGUGUCUGCUCGCUGUGAAAACCUGGUUUGGAUAUCAGAGGAGGAGGUUUCACUGAGUCAGAGCUGCAGAAGCUUUACCCAACAUCUGCGCUGGUUCUUACCUGCAGCCUCAGUGUGCACGCUUGUGUGAGACACAGUGGUGCUGCAAUACAAACGUCCCUCUGCAAAAGAGAAGAUUUAAUGCUUCUUGUCGUCUUUGCAGCUUUGCACGGUUAAACUGUGUUCAGACCAACAUAUUCAGAUCCUUUACUACAGUAAAAGUACUAGAAGGGCACUGGGAGAGUCAUGCCCUCACUCACGAUAUUAACGAAAAUAAUUUAUGUAUCCACCCCGCGAUCCACUCCGAAAUUUAAUGUGCUCUUUCUUGGCUCAUGCUCCAACUUUCCACCAAGUUUCAUGAAAAUCGUACCGGUAGUUUUUCCGUUCUCCUGCUGACAAACAAACAAGCUUUUAAAAUGCCGUCUAGACUAUGCACUGGAUCAAAUAACCUCCAGAAAAAUCACAUCGCAAGAUUUUAUUGCUAUUAUUUACCAGUGACCUGCCUUCACAUUAAAGGAACAGUCGCACUUUUAUUCUUCUUUGUGGAUUUCAGUGGACAGUUUUUAGUCUCCUUCGAGGAUCCACUCCAAAAUUUAACGUGCUCUUUUUUGGUUCAUGCUCCAACUACCCACCAAGUUUCAUGAAAAUCGUACCAGUAGCUUUUCCGUUCUCCUGCU